CCUUGAUUCAGUCUCCUUUUAAAACUCAUGCAGGAUCCCACUCGUUCAUUCUCUUCCUGUUCUCAUCUUCUUCUCCAUAGUCAAGUCCGGGGAAUCCCCGUUCCCACUGUACAUUCAUCCACAUCUACAUAAUCGCAUAAUCACAUAAUAAUAAACAUCAUCAUGGCCGACCUCUCCACCCUCCGCGAAGUCAUCCUCCCCACACUUUUCUCCUGGAAAUCCCUCGCCAUUGUCCUCGCCUUACUCAAUCUCAAGAACAUUCCUUUCUCGUGGCACAUCCGCCUCCUAACCCACCUCCUCCUCAACCUCCGCCGCUCCCCGACCUCCCCACCCUUCCCAACCUGUCCCCCAUCUCCAACCCUCACCAGCAAGAACCAAAAGAACAUCCAAACCCACCCAAUCUUCCAUCCGCACACACUCACCACGCGCACCUCCCUCUGGGAAACCGACUACAACUUCCACAAAUCCAACAGCACGUAUUUCUCCGAUCUGGACAUCUCCCGCACAGCCAUCGUGACAAGGGUAUACACACCGGGUUUGGCGCUCGUGAGCUUGGAAUUCGACCACGAGUUGAAGAACGGGAAGGAUGAGAAUGCCAAGGUCAAUGUGGGGAAGAAGGUGUAUGUCGCGCUGGGAUCGACCUUUACUAGCUUUAAGAGGGAGAUUGGGCCGUUGCAGAGGUAUCGCGUGUUGAGUCGCGUGGUGGGAUGGGAUCGGAAGUGGGUUUAUGUGUUGUCUGCUUUUGUGGGGAUGGGUUCUGGGAAUGGGAAGAAUGGAGGGAAGGCGAAUGGGAAGGUGUUUGCUACGGCUGUGAGUAAGUAUGUGGUGAAGAAGGGGUGGGUUACUGUGCCGCCGGAGAGGGUGUUGAGGGCGAGUGGGAUGUUGCCGGAGAGGAGUGUUGGUGAUGGGGAGGGUGAGGAUGGAGUGGUGGUUGAGGAGGAGGAAGAGGGGACGGUGGAGGGGAUUGUAGAGGGGGUGGGGGAGGUGUUGAGUAAGGAUGACAAUAAUGCUACAGGACAAGGGGUAUCGGAUUGGACGUGGGAAAUGAUCGAAGAGGAGAGGGUUAGAGGGAUGAAGAUUGUCGAGGGAUAUGUGGGGUUGGAUGAGAAGUUGUUGGCCGAGUGGGAAUAGAUUAUACCUCCUAUCCACAUCUGCGUUUACACUGCCUUCAUAUCUCGGGUUAUGUAUAUAUAGAUACCACCUAAGACGGAUAGAUGAUAUAAGUAUAGAGAAGAUUCAUCGUUAAUGAUCAGUC
Messenger RNA from Aspergillus piperis CBS 112811, 1255 nucleotides. RefSeq lists its product as uncharacterized. NCBI's taxonomy places the organism in Eukaryota, Fungi, Ascomycota, Eurotiomycetes, Eurotiales, Aspergillaceae. The coding region runs from base 163 to 1131 and encodes 322 amino acids. The record is from RefSeq and is a predicted model, not a curated record. The transcript is spliced from 2 exons.